Molecule: messenger RNA, 2542 nt
Organism: Scylla paramamosain (green mud crab)
Lineage: Eukaryota; Metazoa; Arthropoda; Malacostraca; Decapoda; Portunidae
Product: monocarboxylate transporter 5-like
Exons: 11
Coding region: 347-2077 (576 amino acids)
Biological process (GO): transmembrane transport
Cellular component (GO): membrane
Molecular function (GO): monocarboxylic acid transmembrane transporter activity
Source: RefSeq, a predicted model, not a curated record
GAGACGUAGAAUUUGUAGUGUUGAUGUGUCCGACCAGCACAAGGAAGUCAGCAUAGCCAACCACCGUAGGUAAAGAGAAAAACCAGUAGAAAUAACACCACGCCCGGCCAGAGUUAUUAAGUGAACGUGUUGGAUUGUCUCCAUCAUUAAGGAACACCGUGGCGAUCCGUGCCGUCGUGUGGCUGUGAGUGGGAGGGUGUGUGACGCACCCCAACGGGAACGUUGUGGUGCUGCUGGAACUCGGACGUGAAGAAGGACAGGGACUGCUAGAUUGGGCGUCUUCUUCUCAGGGACAGCGAGACAGCCACAUUAAGACGUUUCCCCGUCCACUAACAUAAAAGAGAAAAUGGGAGGGAAGCAAAGCAAGAAGCUCGUGUCCAACAGGCCACCUCCCAGAGCGCCGAUGACAGGCCCGGCGCCCGUCAGGAUGAUGCCCAAGAGCAAGAAAAAGAUGAUUCCUCCUGACGGAGGCUGGGGGUGGAUGGUGGUGCUUGGUGCCUGCAUCAGUCUGUUUUUCUUCCCCUCUGUGACGAUCGCCUACGGAGUCAUGUUCAAGAGCCACCUGGAGGCGAUGGGUGCCGGGGCCACAGAGUUCACCAUCAUCGGCAAUGGCCUCAGCACCAUCUGGAGUUUUGCAGCGGUAUUCAUGGCGCCCCUGGCUGAGCUGUUCGGGGCUCGCUCUCUCACGGUACUAGGAGGCCUGUUGGGCUUCCUUACCCUUGUCCUGCUCGCCUUUUCAACAAGUGUCAUUUCUUUUACUCUCGUGUAUUCCAUCCUCGGGGGGAUCUCGAGUCCUCUCUGCGCCUUCUUCGGGGUUGUCCUCAUACCCAAGUACUUUGACAAGAGGAAGGGACUGGCUAACGGAUUCGUAGUCUCGGCAUCUGCUUUGGGAAAGAUCGUGAUGGCUCCGUUGGUCCGCCUGCUGCUGGAACAGUACGGGUACAGAUGGGCGUGCCUGAUGGUUGGCGCGCUCUGCCUUCACACCUGCAUCUCUGGGAUGCUCUACCAGCCAGCAGAAUGGCAUUUGAUUCCAGAUCCAAAUGACUCGGAAGAAAAUGAACUGCAGUGGAGGCCGCCAAGCACCAGGACGGCGGCCAAUGAAGCGGAGCCUCGUGAGGUUGCGACCAGCAAACGCACAACUGGUGCAGCCGCCAGACGGGUCAAUGUUGAUGAGGAGGAAGAUGACAACGUAAUCUUCGUAAUGCCAACGACACCUCAGAUGCCCCAGCCAUGCAGCAGGGACGACGAGGUGGUGCUCUUCUCCAGGAGUACGUCGGAGACACAUAACAAAGGAGACAAAGUAGACUUGAAACUCAACAUCAUCAGGAUGGACUCUGCUGCGUCGUUGUAUGGCUCCCUCCCGAUGCUGACUCCCGUUGAGGAGAAAAAAAUUGACGACGAUGACGAUGAGGAGAAUAGCUCUUGCUGCUCUGAUUUCUUCUUAUUCAAGGUGUUCCGUCUGCUUGAUUAUGGGUUGCUGCGGGAGCCUUACUUCCACCUAAUCGCGUGGCCCAACAGUUUCGCCAUCGCCUCCUACGUCAACCUCAUGUACGCCCUUCCCGGCUACAUCCUCAGCCUCGGCUUUUCCCACUACCAGAGUGCCUUUGCCAUCUCCGUCUUCAGCAUCAUGGAGGUGGUGUUCCGUCUGGGCAUCGCUUUCCUCUCCGACUUCUCUUGGUUCCCCAACGAGGUGGUGUUCACGUUUGGCUUCGUCCUCGCCACCGUCAGCGUCGGAUUUCUGACGAUGAUACCCAGCUAUGAGUGGAUCGUGACCUGCGUGGCGGUGAAGGGCGUGGCUAUGAGCAUGAUCCAAGUUAACUCCAUUCACGUCAUUGUUAAGUACCUGGGAGCCGACAGGUAUGCGCAAGUUAUCGGCUUCUCUUUCCUGUUUAACGGUGUCAUCAUGGUGGUGGUCGGCAUUACUGCAGGGUUGCUUCGGGACUACUUCGGCAGCUACGCUGUCUCCUUCUACUGGAUCACUGUCGUCUUCGCCGUCUCUGCCUCGGUCUGGAUCUCCUGGCACUGCUACAAGACCUUCGAAAGCAAAUACAGGAAAAUACCAGCCCACACCACGUAACACCUCCCGCUCCUGCCCCUCUCUCCCUCCUCCCUCACCCAAUCCCCUGGUGCAGUCAGUAUUCUCCCAGUACAGUCUAUAAUCAGGAAAUGUGUGGACGGAAUUGUUAUAUCACAAUGGAGGUUUGGAAUUGCUGGCCAGGUGCAUAAGGUAGGGAUAGAAAAGCACGAGGGACGCACAUAUGUACACAGUCACAUUGAUGAUGGGUGCAGGUGUUACAUGCUGCGAACAUCUGUUGCCACGCUUCACAAACACCAGACGGAAAGGUGUUGAGAAAAAUUAGUUCUGUCUUCAGCUACGGCCAGUGUUUCUGUUUGGCCGCUUUUGUAUUUAUCAGAACUUUUUUUUUUAUAUAGGUUCCGAGUUAUCAAUCUUAAUUUACAUUUACUCUAUUUAGCGAUAGAUCUGUCUGAAUAAAUAAUGUACAUAAAUUAUGCAACUCUAAUAAAUCCUAAUUUUCUUAAU